Messenger RNA from Balaenoptera ricei (Rice's whale), 4264 nucleotides. It is a transcript of the gene EFCAB8, whose product is annotated as EF-hand calcium binding domain 8. The record is from RefSeq and is a predicted model, not a curated record. Gene Ontology annotation, molecular function: protein binding; calcium ion binding. Lineage: Eukaryota; Metazoa; Chordata; Mammalia; Artiodactyla; Balaenopteridae. Bases 1 to 3804 code for a protein of 1267 amino acids. The transcript is spliced from 27 exons.
AUGUCUUCUGAGGACUUCAGAGAGAGCUCUCUAUCUCAAAAGGUGUCCUCUGCAGGUGGGUCCCAGAAGAACAAGGAGGUUCUCAGCUCCCCGACACCCUCCGUCUCCCUUAGCCAGACAUCCGACUUCCAGCACGAGUCUGAGCUGUUCACUGAGCCACACCUGGCCCAGAUGGAGAAAACGUUUCAAGAUGAGGUCGACUCGACUGGAGCCCUGGACAUGAAGACUUUCGUUAAGGCUGUGAAGAAGAUUCUGAGCAAUACGUCCAAUGAGAUGAUAGAGGCGCUGUUUUUGAAGGUGGACAUGAACUGUAACGGCUCCAUCACCUGGCAGGAGUACCUGGACUACGUGAUGCGUGAGUUCAAGGGGAAGGAGAAGAUGAUGAGGAGCCAGUGCCGCCUGCGCUUCCACCUUCCCAUGAGGAUCGUACCCCUGAAUCAUGGGUGUGAGAUUGUGAAAGUGGAGUUCUUAGUCCAGCGGUUCAAGAAGAUCGGGCAUUUCCUGACUGUCACCAAGGACGGGAUCCUGCAAUUCUGGUCGGAGUCCUUCUCGCUGACCAGCUCCUUUACGCUUUACCGGAUCCAUCCACUCCACAACCAGCAGAUGUGGGUCAUUGACAUGGUGUGUCUGCACAACAUGAACCUGGCUGCGAUUGCGUCGACCGACCAGAAGAUAGAGUUCUUUGAUAUCAGUAACCGUAAAUGUGUCCGGGCCUUCACCUUCAUUGAUCUGGACAGCUGCGUCCUGACCUUGGACUACUGGUCUGACUAUCACAGGGCUGUGUUCUGCUAUGGGGACACCAAAGGCAAUGUCAUCGUCUUCACCUCCAACGAUGUGACCAAUGGACUGUUCAACCCCCGAAUCCUCCCCAGGACCUCCAAAUGGGAUCACUGGACCAAUGUUUCCACACGGAAGCUCUUAAAUGAGAAGUCCCCUAUGUAUAGAAAUUACCGGCUGAGGGCUCUCCACCCCAACUGGUGUCAACAGGUCAAGUUCAUCCCCCAGCUGAACCUGGUGGCUUCCUGUUCAGCCAUCGACAAGUCCUCUCUGGUACUGACCAUAUUGCCGUCCAAAGUCCCAGAGAGCCCCAAGUUUUCAGUGCUGAAUUUAAGAAAAGGGAUUCUUUGCUUUGAUUACUGCCCAGAAAAGAAUGUCCUGGUGACUGGUGGCCAUGACCCCCUCAUCCGCCUGUGGAACCCCUUCUUCUCGAAAAAGCCUGUGUGGCUGAUGAAGGGGCAUCAGACCUCGGUGACACACAUUCUCGUGAACAGCAAGCACGGUGUCCUCCUCAGCAUCUCCAAGGACAAGAAUAUUCGCAUAUGGGACAUGCAGGACUACGAAUGCCUCCAGUCCUUCUGCGGGAAGCAUUUUGCCCUGGGACACUGCCCCAUCACCAGCGCAUACUUCCACAAGGAUGACGGCAGCCUCAUCUGUAGCACCUAUUCAAUUGGCGUCCUAAAAGGCUACUUGGAGACGCAGGGGCCUGGGAGAGCAGAAGAGAAGACCACGACUUACAGCACGCCCCUGUGCGCCAUCCUCUACAGCAAGGUUUUCAAGCAGGUGGUGAGCGGCUGCCUGAGUGGCGUGGUGAGCGUGUGGGAGGUCGUGACGGGCAAGAGGAUGACGGAGUUCUCCGUGACUGGUGACCAGCACGUGGAGCUGACCGCCAUGUCCCUGGAUGAGUCAGAGGCGUGCCUGCUCACGGGUCUGCGUGACGGCACCAUGAAGAUGUGGAACUACAGCGUUGGUGAAUGCCUGCUGACCUUCCCCAACCCGGACCAGAUGGAGAUUAGUGGGAUUGUCCACAUGAACAAAGUGUUCUACAUGACCGGAUGGAGUAAGAGAAUCACUUAUUUCACGUUCCACAAGACCAAGCCGGUGCUCUUGUGCUACCACUGGCAGACCUUCCACACGGAGGAUGUCCUGAGCAUGGCCAGGUACCAGAACCAGUUCCUUGGGACUUCCUCCUACAAUGGGGACAUCCUCUUCUGGAACAUCAGCAUGUUCAGGCCCAUCCUCCAUUUCAACGCCUCUCAGAGCCCCUUGCCCUCGCUGCCCAAGAGGGUGCAGGACGCGGCUGACUGCGCCACGACUGAGAGCCACAGGCCCAGUAAGCCCUGCGCCGAGCAGCAGAAGUGGGCACACAAACUGCACAUGCAGCCCCCGGGCCCCAGCUUCAGGGCCAUGGCCAACGCCAACCUGCAGCGGAAUCUGAUGUCGGCACCCCCAGUGAUGAGACGCCCGAGAGACAAGGAGCCGGCGGGGCCGGUGCCCCUGCAGAAACCUCUCAGCGCCAGCAGCCUCAGUCGGUCAAGAUCACCCCAUGGCAGACCGUCAGUUUUCAGAGAGGCUGAAAGGAGAAAAGGGGAAUUCCACAAGAAGCUAUUGCUGCAGUCCAAUGCAUCGGUGGAGAAGAUAAUCUUCUUGCAGAGCAGGCCUCGCCUGCCACACACGGCUGCCCUGCUGAGCAGCUGCAUGGACGGCUACAUCUAUGCCUGGUCCAUCCACGGGAGCGGAGGCCUGCUGGGGAAGUUCCCCGUGGACGCUGAAGACAAAGGGGAUGUGGUGGUGGGUGCCAUGGCCACUGAUGAAAAUGACUGGAUUCUUGUCACAGGGGAUUGUAAAGGACACAUCAAGAUCUGGGACAUCAAGGAUUACUGCAGACUUACUGACAAGCAGCCAACCCAUCCUAGUAAAAUAAACAAGUUUCCAUUCUUAAUUCCUAAACGGAUUCAGAUCAGCCUCCCAAACUACAGUCCCUCGGAGGAGAAAAAGGUUGAGGCUGGCCAGACCAUUUCCCUGGUUCCACCCAAGCUUCUGAUUAUCUGGAAGGCCCAUUUGGAUAGUGUGGCAGACAUCCUGUAUGUGGACAGCCUCCAGCUGGUUAUCAGUGCUGGCCAGGACCGGGACGUCAAGGCUUGGAAACUCUCUGGUGACGCCAUUGGGACAUUUGGCCUGAGUGUUUGGAAAAAGCUGCAGGAUGCCCCGAUGAUUAGUGAUCGCGAACUAAGAAAAAGCUUAAAGGAGGAGGAUGACUUCAUAGACGCUGAUGAGAAGACCUUCCAUCUAGAGCUUCAGGAGGAGCGGGAUCUUGCUGAGGCGCUGGUGUACCAGCGGCGGGAGCAGGUGGCCCUCAUGGCUCUCCUGUAUGGCAAGGCGGACACAGAGCCUGAGGCCUGGGCCAGGCUGCAGAAGAUAACCCUGACAUCCCCAUGGGCCGGAGAGCGUUCCCCGGAAGACAUUGAGGAUAGCUGGUACAAGUGGGAGUCCAAGGACAAGCAGGUGAGCGGUGUCCUGGGAGCAGCAUACAAGCCCAAGGAGCGGUUGCAGGGCCCCAGACUUCUGUUCACCGACGUGCAGUAUGGCUGGAUGAAGCACCAGAUCUCGCCUCAGAUCUACCAAAGCCUGCACUUCGUUGAGCUGGCGCCCACCCAACAGCCUGACUUCACGAGGCACAGGGUCCUGGACCAGCAGAGGCGGCUCACUCUCCUGGUGACCCACCGCAUCCACGAGGACCUGGGUCCCAACAGGGAGACCAUGCCCGAGCACAGGGCCAGCACGCCCACCGCCAUGGUCUCCUCUCCCUCCUCGCUCUCUCUGUCAGCCUCAGGCUCCGGGUUCCUGGCGUCGGGCUCGCCCGCCUCCCCUCGGCCCCAGCUCCCCCGAUCCUUGCUGCAGCCCCGGUCUGCCCUGGCGCCCAGUCCUCCCCCGCGGUCCUGCCCCAGGUAUCCAGGGACAUCCUGCGGAGGCCGGCGCCCCCCAUGCCCGGUGCCUCUCCCCUCAGGCUGCUCUCUAGGCCUCUGAAGGCCUGCCUUCCGCCUUCUGUGCAGGAGGGCUCCCACGUCAGGCUCCGAGGUGGCCCACUCUUCUCUCCCGUCCUCCGGCAGGGCCACCAGGCCCAUGGGGUCCUGUCUGUCCCUGGCUUACCCCUGCCGGGCCCGGAGGUGUCCCCACUGGGCCAUCUGGGGAAGCUGACCUUUUUUGCCAGAGUCCUGGCAAAGAAAAUAAAUGUUCUCAGAUGUUGGAGUCCCACCGGCUCUGGGAUCAGGCUGUGUGUCCCUCGCCCCCUUAGGCACCAGGCUGUGUCUCCGAGACGGGGUCGUGCUCCCUUGGCAAGGCCCUGGGCUGAUGCGGGGAGGAGAGACCAUCCCCCCAGGAUACCUGGCGUGGCCGUCUGGCAGGUCCUCCCGCCCAGCUCAAGGCUCAGCCCCAAGGCGGUGAAUGUACAGCUUCUCAUCUCUCUCUCCACUUCCAUCUCCCUUCC